Anopheles coustani is the source of this 1709-nucleotide messenger RNA. RefSeq names its product UPF0489 protein C5orf22 homolog (gene MESR6). NCBI's taxonomy places the organism in Eukaryota, Metazoa, Arthropoda, Insecta, Diptera, Culicidae. The transcript is spliced from 2 exons. The record is from RefSeq and is a predicted model, not a curated record. The coding region runs from base 314 to 1678 and encodes 454 amino acids.
GGAAAAAAAGAUGCAUCGCUAGCUGCUCCAUAGUUUAUCGAAGUUGUGUAUCAAAAGUGGUUUGCAUUGUUCGGGAUUUGUGAUAUCGCGGUUGAAAUUCACCUCCCGAAUGCACCGGGAUCCGUGUCUUGCUGAUAAGCCUGGCGGUGCGGAAGAUAGUCCUCGGGUUUAAAUACAAAACCCCCAACAGUCUCGCGUAACUUCGCGCGGUCGCGGGGGCCGAGUUAAGCGAAAUGCGUCUGUCAAACAGUCUGGGGAGUGCUCGUAGAUAAAAAUCCCAGUGGCGACCAGUGAAGGCACGAGAAACAUAACUAUGGAAUCUUCUUCGAGUACCGAAAAUGUACCAGAUGAGCGGAAGGCUACGGAAUGUACGGGGGAGAAGAGCGGUAAACAACCAACAGUACCCGAGCAAGCUAGCACGGAACCGAAGGCCCAAUCCGAAACAAAAAGCGACGACCAGCCGAAGGUGGAGGAACGCGCCGCACCUAACAAUGACAAACCCGAACAAGCCUCUUCCUCAUCCUCAUCGUCAGCUUCCAAAAAUGCUCCCCCAGUCAGCAGAACGUUCGAUAAAGUACCGAUUUUCAUCGUAGAAGAUCAUCACGAGGUGCUAGCGUUUCUCUAUCGGUGCCUCGGCUCGAAGCACCUGCCACUGCACGGGAAUAGGAUCGUGCAUUUCGACUCACAUCCGGACAUGUGCAUUCCAAAGCACAUGCCCGCGACGUACGUGUUCAACAAGGACGACCUGCUGGAUAGUAUCAGCAUCGAAAACUGGCUAAUGCCUACGGUGUUUGCUGGGCAUGUGCAGCGUAUCGUAUGGAUAAAACCACCAUGGUCGGACCAGAUACCAAAAGGAAAGUUUGAAUUUCAUGUCGGAGAGUUCGAGGGCUCCAUCCGGACGGACUCGACGCUGGAGUACUUCGUGUCGGAGGGUUGCUAUCAGCCGGCGGACAAGUUGGAAAACAAGAAGCGUCUACAGCUGGAGGUGUGCGCCGUCGGUGAAUAUAAGGUCGCAGAGGACACGGACCUUGCUGGGGGCUACAUUCUCGAUAUCGAUCUGGACUACUUUAGCACACAUAAUCCCUUCCUGAAGAUCUACGACAAGGUGCAGCUGUACGAGAAGUUGAAGGAUAUUUUCGUCUCUCCCGAGCUGGCCGAUGACGACACUGCCAGCGAUUUGGAAAAGCUGCAACGGGUGGCCCGGGAUCGCGAGGAAAAGCUCGAGUUUCUUGAGUCCAUUUUCCUGUAUCUGGAAGAGGUGGGCAAUUUGAAGCAUUUUCUGGUGGACUACCAGCAAGAGAUCAGCGACGAAUACGCGGGUUUGCUGGAGAAGGUAACGGCGCUCGUGCGGACGCUGAAGAAGGAAUACAAAGAGGAAGAGAUCGAUUGGUCGAUGAUCUACGAUGCGGGCUGCACGUGCGACGUGACCGAUCUGCCGCAUCACGAGUCGAGCCGGGAGGAGAUUGAGACGAUGGUGCAGCAACUCGAACACUUCCUGCGGCAGCUUCCAUGCGCACCGGUCGUAAUCACAAUAUCACGAUCGAGCGAAGAUGACUACACACCGGCAGAGCAGGUGGAGAUGAUACAGGACAUGGUACUGGGUGCACUUACAAAGUGCCUGCGAGUAGAGCUAGACAACCCGAUACUGUACUAUAAGGAUCAGGAACUUAAUUUGUAAGACAAUAAAGCUAACACCCAUUCACAUCGUA